Indicator indicator is the source of this 1968-nucleotide messenger RNA. It is a transcript of the gene VCAN, whose product is annotated as versican. Gene Ontology annotation, molecular function: hyaluronic acid binding; calcium ion binding. Lineage: Eukaryota; Metazoa; Chordata; Aves; Piciformes; Indicatoridae. The coding region runs from base 1 to 1968 and encodes 655 amino acids. The record is from RefSeq and is a predicted model, not a curated record. The transcript has 12 exons. Gene Ontology annotation, biological process: cell adhesion.
AUGUUGUUAAGUAUAAAAAGUAUCUUAUGGAUGUAUUCUACAUUAGUUAUAACAUAUGUGCUACCCAAAGUUAAAGCAGAAAAAAAAACCCUGGUAAAGGGAUCUCUGUCUGGAACUUCAGUGCUGCCAUGCUUUUUCUCAACCACACCCACUAUAAGCUCCAGCUAUGCAGCUGAGUACCUUCGAAUCAAAUGGUCAAAGGUUGAACUGGAUAAAAGCGGAAAAGAUGGAAAAGAAACAACAGUCCUGGUGGCCCAAAAUGGCAACAUCAAAAUAGGUCAAAGCUACAAAGACAGAGUGUCUGUUCCAAAUAAUUCGGAGGAGACCGGUGAUGCUUCGCUGACUUUCUCUAAGCUGCGUGCAAGUGAUGCAGGAGUGUAUCGCUGUGAUGUCAUGUAUGGAGUUGAAGACACACAAAACAUUGUGUCAUUGGCUGUUGAGGGUGUUGUGUUUCAUUAUCGUGCAGCAACCAGCAGGUAUACUCUGAAUUUUACACAAGCUCAGCAGACUUGUCUGGACAAUGGUGCUGUCAUAGCAAGUCCAGAACAACUGAAAGCAGCCUAUGAAGAUGGAUUUGAGCAAUGUGAUGCCGGCUGGCUGUCUGACCAGACUGUUAGGUAUCCAAUUAGACAUCCAAGAAUUGGCUGCUUUGGAGAUAAAAUGGGAAAGAAAGGAGUCAGAACAUAUGGGCGCCGUUUUCCUAAUGAAACUUAUGAUGUGUACUGCUAUGUGGAGCACAUGGAAGAUGAAGUGGUUCAUGUCUCUGCCCCUGAGAAGUUCACCUUUGAGGAGGCUAAAGAGCUGUGUCGGCAGAGAGAUGGCGUUCUUGCUUCUGUUGGGAACAUGUAUGUCGCCUGGAGGAAUGGCUUUGACCAGUGUGACUAUGGCUGGCUGGCGGAUGGCAGCGUUCGUUACCCAGCCUCAGUGGCAAGGCCCCAGUGUGGUGGAGGUUUACUUGGGGUGAGAACCCUGUAUCGCUAUGAGAACCAAACAGGCUUUCCUUACCCAGAUAGCAAGUUUGAUGCCUACUGCUAUGAACGCCAAGAUCCUUGCAAAAGCAAUCCCUGUCUUAAUGGUGGUACCUGCUACCCACGUGGCUCAUUUUACAUCUGUACGUGUUUGCCAGGUUUCAGCGGCGAGCAGUGUGAAUUAGAUAUUGAUGAAUGCCAGUCAAACCCAUGCCGGAAUGGAGCCACGUGUAUAGACGGCCCCAAUACUUUCAUUUGCCUGUGUCUGCCAAGCUACGUAGGUGCUCUCUGUGAACAAGACACGGAGACGUGUGACUAUGGCUGGCACAAGUUCCAAGGACAGUGCUACAAAUACUUUGCCCAUCGGCGUACAUGGGACACAGCUGAAAGGGAAUGCCGCCUCCAGGGAGCACACUUGACAAGCAUCUUGUCCCAAGAGGAGCAGAUCUUUGUGAACCGUAUUGGUCAUGACUAUCAGUGGAUUGGCCUUAAUGACAAGAUGUUUGAGCGUGAUUUCCGCUGGACUGAUGGUAGCCCACUGCAAUAUGAGAACUGGCGACCAAACCAGCCAGACAGCUUCUUUUCUGCUGGAGAAGAUUGUGUUGUUAUCAUAUGGCAUGAGAACGGACAGUGGAAUGAUGUACCAUGCAAUUACCACCUUACCUAUACUUGCAAGAAAGGAACAGUUGCCUGUGGUCAGCCUCCUGUUGUGGAAAAUGCAAAGACCUUUGGGAAGAUGAAGCCUCGUUAUGAGAUCAACUCCCUUAUUAGAUAUCACUGCAAAGAUGGUUUCAUCCAGCGUCACAUUCCAACCAUCCGGUGCCAAGGGAAUGGAAGAUGGGAUAUGCCUAAAAUUACUUGCAUGAAUCCAUCCACAUACCAAAGGACUUACUCUAAGAAAUACUACUAUAAACACUCUUCGUCAGGAAAGGGGACAUCAUUAAAUUCAUCAAAACACUAUCAUCGCUGGAUCAGGACGUGGCAGGACUCAAGGCGCUGA